AGUGGAAAGAGAGAGACAGAGAGAGAGCGAGAGAGAAACAGAAAAGACACCAUUAACAAAAACAAGUUUGACUCGCCCUCAUUUGUACUCUGUACCGCCCCCUGCUUCCUGGCUUGAAAGCAACGGGAAUCUAAGGGACCGAAGUCGGUCAAGACCCAGGUAAAGGAGGUUCCCCUGCUAGAGGAGCAGCCAGAGUCCACCCCGGAGGCGGCCACUCCCCUGCUAAUGACCAAGUUCCAGCUGGUUUCGACCUCCCAGUUCCUCAAGGCCCUGAACCUCAGAACCAACGUUUUUGGAGCCUCUCCAGGGGUCAGAAAGGGAGCUGACAGUCUCUCCGCGCCGCAGCGGGGCGGCGGCCCCGCCUCCAGGUCUCAAGCCUCCGGCAGCGACGCGGAAGCGCCAGCCUGGGGACGAGGGCGGGAAGCCCCUUUGUAACUCAGGAUCUAGGAAGCGAAACCAGGAGCGACGGGUUUCGUCACCGAGGUCUCUCGGAGGCCUCUUUCCUGGUACCUUCAGGGAAGGCUGUGUAAGGAGGACUCUCGACCGCCAAGGGUCGGAAGCCGAGCAUCGGCCCCGCGCCCGGGUUCCCCGAGCUCGUCUCACCGCAGGCAGCGCCGGAGCUGCUGCGGCCACAGAACUGUUUAAAUCAUGGACAAACAAAAUGUGCAAAUGAAUGAUCCUCACCCAGGAACACAGUUGCCAGGUGGGUAUCCCCCUGAAUAUCCUCCGGCAGCUUUCCCAGGACCUCCAGGAUAUACUGGCUAUCCUGGCACCCAGGCUGGUUAUCCAGUCCCGCCAGCUGGCUAUUCAGGUGCUGGCCCAGUCGGCUUUCCUGUCCCAUACCAACCAGUGACUAGUCAGCCAGGCGUGCCUGCAGGGGUACCAUGGAUGCCAGCACCACCACCUCCAUUAAACUGUCCACCCGGAUUGGAAUAUUUGACUCAGAUAGAUCAACUAUUGAUUCAUCAGCAAAUUGAACUUCUGGAAGUCUUAACAGGUUUUGAAACUUGUAACAAAUAUGAAAUUAAGAACAGCCUUGGACAGAGGAUUUACUUUGCAGCAGAGGAUACUGAUUGCUGUACCCGAAAUUGCUGUGGGCCUUCUAGGCCUUUUACAAUAAGGAUUCUUGAUAAUACGGGCCGAGAAGUCAUAACUCUGGAGAGACCACUAAGGUGUACCAGCUGUUGUUUUCCCUGCUGCCUGCAGGAGAUAGAAAUCCAAGCUCCUCCUGGUGUACCAGUAGGUUAUGUUACUCAGACCUGGCACCCAUGCCUGCCAAAGUUUACACUUCAAAAUGAGAGGAGAGAGGAUGUACUAAGAAUUACUGGUCCAUGUAUUGUCUGCAGCUGUUGUGCAGAUGUUGAUUUUGAGAUUAAAUCUCUUGAUGAUAAAUAUGUGGUUGGCAAGAUUUCCAAGCAGUGGACUGGCUUUGUGAGAGAGUUAUUUACAGAUGUCGAUAACUUUGGCAUCCAGUUCCCGUUAGACCUUGAUGUGAAAAUGAAAGCUGUGAUGCUCGGCGCAUGUUUCCUCAUUGACUUCAUGUUUUUUGAAAUGACUAGAAGUGAACAGAGAGCAGGAGUGUGGUAAUGCAUUCGUUGACAUCUCCUCAGAAAAUCUGAAGUCCCUAUAUUGAUUGGGACUAUGUAAAAGAAAACUGGGUGGAUUUUUCUCUUUAUGUAAAUGACUUAUUAUAGCAUAUGUGAAUUACACUGUGAUGCCUGAAGCUCCAGAUAUAUGAUUUUACUUUUCAAAUUAAAGAGUUUAUUUUUAAUAUCACUUACUUAUAAAUGUUUUUAUACAUUGUCUUUUAUACAUUUUCUUUUUCAUUGUGUAUUUUGGAGAAAGGAUAUAGAAAUUUUUACAUUUAAACAUAACUUCCUAUGAUGAAUUACUUUGAACUACAGUCUCUGCUUUAUUUUCAAUUUGUAUAGCAAAAUUAAUUAAUGACUUUUAAAAGUAAUUUUAAUAUAAACUUAUACAUUAUUUUAUUAAAUCUAGUUAUAAUUUAUUUCAUAUGUAACAAUGUUAUUUUGCAAAUACCGUAUUUUCAAAAGAAUUCAAAAUGAACAUAAUUUCAGUGUUUUUUUACAAUUACAUUCAAAUAAUACUCAAUAUUCAUAUGUCAAGGGAAAGUAAAAUUAUUUUUUUGAUCAGAAAAUCACACUACAUUUAACUUCUCCUAUAAUCUCAUCUGCAACUAUAAAUAACAUUUUCAUUUUGACAAGACUAUAAAUUACCAAUUUUUGAUAAUGAUUUUUCGUGAAAAAAGAAUGAUUCUGUCCCCAAGAAAGAUACAUUUAAAGACUCACUCACUCUAAAACUGGGAUAUUGUUAUAAUUUUUGAAGUAAUUAUUUAUAUAUGGAAUGGUUAGCUCCUGUUCUGUAUUCUAUCAUUCAUGGAACAUAAUAGUUUUCAGAUCACUCAGGUGUUAAUUAAAUAGAACAUAUAUAUUCUGAGUAUAAAUGUCUACAAUGGUCUGUUAGAUUAUUUUUACCAACAAUCAAAUAACUAAAAUAAAAAAUUGCUGAUAUA
Molecule: messenger RNA, 2533 nt
Organism: Balaenoptera acutorostrata (minke whale)
Lineage: Eukaryota; Metazoa; Chordata; Mammalia; Artiodactyla; Balaenopteridae
Product: phospholipid scramblase 2
Exons: 9
Coding region: 649-1587 (312 amino acids)
Biological process (GO): plasma membrane phospholipid scrambling
Cellular component (GO): plasma membrane
Molecular function (GO): phospholipid scramblase activity
Source: RefSeq, a predicted model, not a curated record